This is a messenger RNA of Marmota monax (woodchuck), 3012 nucleotides long. RefSeq names its product zinc finger protein 519. Lineage: Eukaryota; Metazoa; Chordata; Mammalia; Rodentia; Sciuridae. The transcript has 3 exons. The record is from RefSeq and is a predicted model, not a curated record. The coding region runs from base 329 to 2080 and encodes 583 amino acids. Gene Ontology annotation, biological process: regulation of DNA-templated transcription.
CCCAAGAACCUGUCGUUCUGUUCUCAUUCAUUCCUUGGUUGGGUGCAAUCUACUGUCACUCAGUGCAUUAGCUCAAUGGGCUCCGUUCCAGAGGGCGGGCCCUGAAGUCCUGUCCAAUCAGGGGCACGUGAAUGAAAUCUGUCCAAUCCAGCGCAGAGCCUGUGAAGAGCGAGCGGGCGUCUGCCUCCUGAGCUGCUCUGGUCUUUGGAGUCCGCCAUUCUUCCGAUCCACCUGCAGCCUCACUGUCCUGUGUCCUGCCGUCCACGUCGCUCUACCACGGAGGCGCUGGGGACCCACCGGAGAGCGCUGCGCUCCCGACCGCCGGGAAAUGGAACUGUUGACAUUCAGGGACGUGGCCAUUGAUUUCUCUGAAGAGGAAUGGGAAUGCCUGGAGCCUGCUCAGCGGAAUUUAUACAGAGAUGUGAUGCUAGAGACCUACAAAAACCUGGUCUUCUUGGUCAUGACUUCUCAUCAUACCCAGGAAAUUUCACCAGAGCCUGGCAUAGAACAUUUAUUUAUAAAAGUGAUAAACAGAAUAUAUGGAAAUUGUGAUCUUGGCUUUUUACAACAAAAGAAAGUACAGGACAUUGCAGUUGAGAGUGAAGGUCAGAAAUCAUAUUAUGAUGAACAAGACCAAUUUGUAGUGACUGCACCUAAUGAAAAUUUUACUGUCAACACACCUGAAGAACAUUUAGUGCCUCAGAAAAGUAUUCAAUGCAUAACUGAAGGACAAGUUUCUAAAAGUGAUCAUUUUGAAAGUUUCUUUACAAAUUAUCCAUUAUUCUGUGAUGAACAAAGAAUUCUUUCUUGUUCCCAAACAUACACUUUUAAUGAUUGUGGGAAGGCCCCUAUGUACUCCAUACUGCUUAAUGAAAAUUCAAAUAUAGAUUACUGGAAAGUGUGUAACACAUGUAAUGAAACAAGCAACACCUUCAGCCAGGUCUCUACCCUAAGCAACCAGCAUACUUAUGUUGGAGAAAACAAUUACGAAUGUAGCAAAACACAGGAGAACUCUAGCUCUGGUUGCAAUAUAAGAGAACAUCAGUGUGCUCAUUGUGCACAGAACCUUUACAGAGAUGACGAAUGUGGGAACGUCUUUCCUCAGUGCUCAAAGCUGAUGACCCAUUCAAGUACUCAGGGCCAAGAGGCGCCUUGCAAAUGUGAGGAAUGUGAGAGAGCUUCUAACCCAGCUGCUAGCCUUCCUCAAUACAGUGGAGCUCAUCCUGGAAGGGAGCCCCCUAAAUUUAAGGAAUGUGUCCAAGCAUGGAGUUGCUCACCCCUUUCUAAACACCAUAGGUACCAUAGCAGUGAUCAACAUUACAAAUUCAAAGAAUGUGGCAAAACUUUUAAUCGAGGACCUCCCCCUGUUAAGCACCACAGAACUCAUAGUGGAGAGAAACCCUACAAAUGUGAAGAAUGUGGCAAAUCCUUUAAAAAAUGCUCAAACUUUUCUAAACACCUGAGAUUGCAUAGCAGUAAGGAAACCUACAAAUGUAAAGAAUGUGACAAAGUUUUUAAGAAUUUUUCAACCCUUACACAACACAAAAGAAUUCAUACAGGAGAGAAGUCCCACAAAUGUGAAGAAUGUGGCAAAAGUCUAAAUCGAAAAGCAUACCUUACUCAACACCAGAGAAUUCAUACUGGAGAGAAGCCCUAUAAAUGUGAAGAAUGUGGAAAAGAUUUUAAUCAAAGCUCAAAUCUUAAUAAACACCAGAGAAUUCAUACUGGAGAAAAGCCCUACAAAUGUGAAGAGUGUGGCAAAGGGUUUAAUCGAAGAUCACACCUUACUCAGCACCUGAGGCUUCAUACUGGAGAGAAACCGUAUAAAUGUCACGAAUGUGGCAAACAUUUUACCCAAAGAGGGUACCUUACUGAACACCAGAGAAUUCAUACAGGAGAGAAGCCCUACAAAUGUGAAGAAUGUGGCAAAGGUUUUACUCGAAAGGCACACCUUACUCGACACAAGAGAAUUCACUCUGGAGAGAAAGAAAGUCCCAGUGAUAGCAUCCCAGAACACCUGCUGUCUUUCCUGAACAUGCUACGAGGACCUAGAGAACUGGAUUGCAAUACGCUUCCAUAGCAGCUAACCCCACUCGACCACCUUCCAAUGUUGUGCAGCUUUGUAGGAAUACUGACUGGAACUGAGGAGAGAUUUUUUUUUUUUUUGUCUUUUUUUAAAUUUCUUUCUUCCUGUCCAUCUAACUUUCUUUUUGUCAGGUUUUCUUAGUCUCUUUUUUUACCUUUUUAACUCCUUUCCAUCUCUUUCCCUUUUCCAGUGUCUGUAUAUUUUUCUUCUUUGGAAAUUUAUGUCCUUUUGAUGAAGGCAGAAAAUUAUGCAUCUCCCUAGCCAUCCUGCAUGAUUCUGUGUGCCCUUGAAUAGUGUGUUCCUGUCACCUCCCUGCUCAUUUAUCGUCCACAACAAGUUGAUACGCCAGGUUGAGAGUUCACCUAUAUCUACUGCUUCCCUAAUGAAGUAGGAAAAAUGGCGGGCUUCAAGAGUCUGGUAAGUAUUUCCUGUUUAUACUUUUUUUCGUGGCCAGACCCAGUCUCACCAUCUCUGGAUUAAACAGAACAAGAGCUGGAAUUGUCCACAGUACAAGGAAACUCUUAUUUUUAUGCAGUUUCUUUUCUACCUGAGGAACUUUCUGCAGCUAUGCCUUCCUUGUGUUCAGGAAAACUUGUGAACUGUGGGACCCGAUGCAACCCCAGCUGAGACUUGGAAAUCUUCAUCAACACAGGAAAAAAAGAACACGACGCUACAGUCACCAAGAAGAGAACAGUUUUAGCUUACAUUCACAGUUUUUACUUCUACUACUGAUGCUGGUUAUUUGCCAAAGAAAAGAAUUCUUUUGGCCUUAAACCCUGCAGAAUAAUUUCCUUUAGGACAAAAUACUACCAUUCUCUGUCAGAUUUCCAGUAGGUAUAGAACCUUCCCAAGCCUAAUAUUGAAGCUGGAUAAUUGAAAUGUGGAUAGUGGUUCUCUCUGAGCCAAUAAAAGCACAUGACAAGCCA